CGUACACCUGCGCCACCGAGUCGUCCAAAAAUCGCUUGCGCAAUCGAGAUCCGAGAUCUGCAAUCGGGCACGUGGCAAGUCUUACUCCGUUUGGAUGUCGGGGAUGCGUCCGGCGAUGAACUCAAAGCCAAGGUACGCUGACAGUGCAGGCGAGGCAGAGCCCCAGACCGUUUAGUACGUAGAUCGUAUCACAAAUUCGGGUGUAUCCAGUUCAACUGCUUCAGCGGGUUAGUUAAUUAUUACUAUGAGGCAUUCUAUCUCUCGUGACUUUCCCCAUCUUCCAUCACUAUGCCCAAAGACUCGUCUUCAAAACGUUGUGUGCGCGAGAAUCCUUAUGUUCUAAAGCGACACCAGGUAUGUACCCACCAUCGUACACCGACUCAACGUUCGCCCUUCUCCGAUCAGAUUUGCUCAUCGCCAAUGCCCGUAGGCAUGCCACCAAUGCCGCAAGAGGAAGAUGCGAUGCCAGACGGCCUUGUGCCGGUUGUAUUCGCUCACAUGCUUACGCGCUAGCCCAUGCCCCGCAAGGAAUCGAUGUUCCUCAGGAACCUGACUGUACUUAUGACGAAGGUGCCGAGAUACCGGAGGACGUAGAGACUCCUGAAGACCGAGAAAAGGCAGGAAUCUUGGAGAACAAGAUCAAAAAACUUGAAACACUACUUCGGAUACUCGACUGGCAGGAAGAUCCCUCGCGCGGAUGCUCGAGCAGCGGAAGUGACUCUUGGGAUUGGGUUACUCCAAACAAUCAUGUGUCGCCAGAUACGAACCCGUCGUCACUGAGCGAAUUCGACGAAAGAAUGGGAAGCUCAUCCAACCUUCCGAAUCUGCCUGUCCUGAAAGAUACAUGGCCACCAAAUAUUCCUCCGUUAGAUAUUCUACGACAUCUGGCCGAAGCAUGUUUCACAAAUCAUGCUCAGACUCGUCGCCUACUGCACGCCCCGACCUUCAUGGCGUCCCUAUUACUGGAUCCAUCUGAUCCGCGAUUCCCUGUACUUCCGUUACUACAUGCCGUUUGUGCAAACGGAAGCCGGUAUAUGGCCAACUCUGUUACUGCUCACUUUCUGAGAAGGAGCCAAGAUGAUUAUGGGGACAGGUCAUUCUCAGAGGAGCAAGCGAUGUUUGCUCGCUCUACAAUGGAAAAUUGCCACACAGGCGAGAAUCUGUUGCAGUAUCUCCAAGCAAGUAUCAUGUUAGGUUGGUAUCAUUGGUUCUGCGCAAAAUGGAUGGACGUACACGUUCUUUCUGGCAGCACUUUGCGCAUGGCCGUUUCUCUCGGAUUAAAUCUGUGCAAGCCAUACCCUAUUAUCACCCCCAGCCCAGUAAAAUAUGUGCCACCCUUUCUUCCUCCUGCGGAGUCCUUUACAGAAGAGGAGAUACGCAGAAAUGUGUUUUGGAUGGCUUAUGCUAUGGAACGUCUGUAUGGCUGUGGCAAUAGCUGGGCCAUGAGUCUCAGCGACGAGGAAAUUUCUCAGAUGCUGCCGGUGACAUUAGCUGAUUUCGAAGCGGGCUUGCCAAUAAGUCAGAAUGGAAGACAAUGGUCGCACGACGCAGAUCUAUUUUCAAGACAUCCAGAGGACCAUACUGAUCCCUUCAUUCUAUACAUCAAAUCUGUCCUCCUUCUCUCUCGAGUGAAAAACAUGUGUCUCCGUUCUCGCUUUCAAUACUACCCCGAUUUGAUCAGGAACACAAUCGCGGAGGAUCCACGGCUGAAUGCUGAAUUCCAUGCGAUAGAGAGCAUGGUCGACACAUUCCGAGAUACUCUUCCUGCGCAAUACAAGCGUCCCAUCGAAGGCGAAGUCGUUGACCCCCUCUUAUAUUCUGUCGUUUGUACACCUUAUAUUGCCAAGAUCUUUUUGCAUGAGCAGUUCGCCGCUAUUGGCAAGCAUAGCUGUCUAUCUGCUUUUCAGUGUAUAACCAGCGCACGUGCAAUACUCGAUCUUCUACACUCAGUUACAACUACGGAGUACGAACUUCCGAGGAUUGGACUCUUCCCAGUGCUCGCCUGGUUUACAGCAGGACGCGUGAUUACGCGAUUUCUCAAAGCAGCACAGCGGGAAAAUGCCAAUGAUCAGAUAGACACGUUACAAGCUGAAAUUACCUUCGUGCUAAGUACCAUUAAGAAGUUAGGUGCUUGUAUACCUUUAGCCCGACGGUAUGCUUUGAUGCUGGAUGAUCACCUGCAGUCAAUGUGCGGCGAGGACAUCGCUGCGAAAGUUCGCCGCAUGGCUGAUGAAAAGGAAGCUGCUGGUGAAUCAUGUGUGCCUCCAAGAGAUAUGGAUGCUCCUGAGAUGCAGGAGACAUAUCAAGGAGAAGCAUACCUGGCUAUUCGUCUAUCACGGCCACAAGUGGGGUAUUUUCCCAAAUGACUAUAGAUAUGAAGACUGGUCAUUGUAAUAGCGUAUUAUCUUCAACUAGUUGACGUUCUUCUUGUAAUUGAAUCGCGGUUGUGUUAUUGUACAUCCUGUAUACUGAUUUGGGCAGUAUGAUAUGCGCAACUUGAAGUUUGAAUGAAAUUGAAGUCUUGAA
Molecule: messenger RNA, 2526 nt
Organism: Somion occarium
Lineage: Eukaryota; Fungi; Basidiomycota; Agaricomycetes; Polyporales; Cerrenaceae
Source: the annotation of a GenBank genome assembly